Molecule: messenger RNA, 183 nt
Organism: Dictyostelium discoideum AX4
Lineage: Eukaryota; Evosea; Eumycetozoa; Dictyosteliales; Dictyosteliaceae
Exons: 1
Coding region: 1-183 (60 amino acids)
Source: RefSeq, a predicted model, not a curated record
AUGGUUAAAAUUGUAACAAGAAGAGCAAUCCAAUUAUCAAAAAGAACUAGAGUUCAAAUGUUUGAUUUAAAACAAGUACUAACCCAAAAAGUUAAAAAGUCAUUACCAAUGUUUUCAAAAUCCAAAAGAAUCCUCUCCAAGGGCAAAUAUUCCACCAAGACUUCCACAAAGAUUUCCAAAUAA